AGAUAUAGCCCACUCUAUGGAAAGGAUCUGUCCAGUGAAAUACAGACAUUUUUAAUGUCAGGACAUGAAUCAUUUGAAGAUGGCUGCCAAAAAGUAAAGUUCUUCUGUGAAUAUUCUGCAGAAAUUGCAGGAUUUCUGGCCAAUGAGUAUUUUGAUGUUGUAAAGUUGUCUCAGUAUGAAUUAAUAAAAUCACUGAAUGAAAUUACCACAACAUAUAUAGAAUGGAUAACUGCACAUCUUAUUAACAGACAUCAAGCUAAGUGCCGGAGUAUCUGUAAAGGAUUUGAAGGUAUCGUUGUUAAAGCUUUAUCAGUGCCCAAAACCACAGAAGAAUUGAUGGAAAUGGGCAAAUACAUGCAAUAUGCCAAAACCACAUUCAUGAAGAAGAUGAAGACAGAAGUAAGAGUAAUGAUACAUAAGAUGAUAAAAUUGAUGGAUAUGAGAUUUCUCACUCAAGAACAUAUUGAUCUGAACACAAAAACUAUUCUGUGGUUGCAAAAUAUUAAGCCGGUGUUCAAGCAUAAUUCAGUGCUUUAUGAACAAUACAAAUCUGAAUUUGAAGAAAAUUUGGUGAAGAAAACUGACAGUCUUAUGAAGGAAAUUGAAGCCAUGUUUCCACGUCUUGCAGUUCUUGACAUGAUGGAUGACGCUGACAAUGUCAGAGAAUAUCUUAAUCAUAUCAGGUGGUUUAUUCGAAAGCUGCAGGCAUUUGAUGAAACAAUUGUUUGGAUAAACAAGGAGGAAGGGCUGUUCCAGUUCCCAAUUUCAACCUAUCCAGAAUUAGAUGAAUUGAAGAGUAUUAUCAAUCCAUUUGGAGUAUUGGUUUUCCUAGUCUAUAAAUGGCAAAGAACACGGAAAGUAUGGCUGGAUGGAAAUUUUGAUGAUCUUGUAGCAUGCGAGGUUGAAGAGAAAACAGAGGAUUUUUACAAGGAGGUGGUGAAGACACAGAAAAGUUACCGUUCAAAACUGAGACAACAAGUUGCAGAAAAUUAUCCACAGAAAUUCAAGGGUAAUGUAGAUGAUCCAGACUUUGCCAAUUUGCCUGCUCCAGUGAAGCUCUGCGUGAAGACAAUUGAGAGUAUUAAAGACUUCAGACAAUAUGUCCCAGUGGUUGGAACAUUCUGCAAUCCAGCUUUAUGUGCACGACACUGGAAUGAGAUGUCAGAGAUAGCAGAUUUUGAUCUCACUCCAAAUGCUGGAACUACUUUAAGCAAAAUAAUUAAUAUGCAUCUUGAGAAGCAUUUGGACAGGUUUGAGAUAAUAAGCAUUGGUGCAAAGAAAGAGAAGGAGUUAGAGGAGAACUUAUCAAAACUGUUAACAGAAUGGGCUGAUAUUGUGUUCACAGUUAACAAAUGGAAGGAUACAGACAUUUCAAUUCUGUCUCAGUUAGAUGACAUACAAGCUGUUAUGGAUGAUCAUUAUGUCAAAACACUUGCCAUGAGAGGCUCAGCUUUUAUGAAGCCAUAUGAAGCUGAAGUGCGAGAAUGGUAUGAAAAACUGAUAAGAAUGAUGAAAACAGUUGAGGAGUGGGGCAGGGUACAAGCACAGUGGCUUUAUUUGCUUCCUGUAUUCUCAUCUAAGGAUAUUAUCAGCCAGAUGCCAGAAGAAGGGAGACUGUUUCAGGCUGUUGAUCAGGCAUAUAGGAGGUUAAUGAAUGCAGUUGAAAAGGAUCGAAGAGUAACUGAGACAGCAGGUGCACUUGGCAUAUUUGAAACUCUACAAGAAUGCACAGCUGAUCUGGAGAAGAUCAAUGAGGGAGUAUCUGCCUAUCUAGAAAAGAAGAGACUUCUUUUCCCAAGAUUCUUCUUCCUUUCCAAUGAUGAAAUGUUAGAAAUUUUGUCUGAAACCACAGACCCACUGAGAGUACAACCUCAUCUGAAGAAAUGUUUUGAGGGAAUUGCUAAGUUGCACUUUGAUCCUGCUCUCAACAUUCAUGCCAUAUAUAGCAGUGAAGGGGAGAAAAUAGAUUUGGUGCAGCUCGUCUCAACAGCUGACUCUAGAGGAAAUGUUGAGAAGUGGCUUGUUCAGGUGGAAGAACAGAUGAUUGUGUCUGUAAGAAAUGAAAUAGAGAACAGUCACAAAGUAUAUCCUAUAUGCAACCGUGCCAGUUGGGUUUUGGAAUGGGCAGGACAAGUUGUGCUCUGUGUUGCAAUGAUGUACUGGACAGUAGAAGUGCAGCAUAUUCUUAGACUUCAGAAGUUAGAGAAAUUAAAGGAGUAUUUCAAAGAUCUUCAGCUCCAACUGCAAGACCUUGUUACGCUUGUGCGCGGCAAACUUUCCAAACUGUCCCGUAUCACUUUGGGAGCAUUAGUCGUGCUUGAUGUUCAUGCCAAAGAUGUUGUAGAAGACUUAGUCAACAAGGAAGUUCAUUCUGAGUUGGACUUCAAGUGGCUGGCUCAGUUACGGUAUUACUGGGAGCAUGAUGUGAAGGUUCGCAUCAUCAAUGCCACAGUCAAUUAUGCAUGUGAAUAUCUGGGCAAUUCUCCUCGAUUAGUAAUCACACCACUGACUGAUCGAUGCUACCGCACCCUGAUUGGUGCCUAUCAUCUGCAUCUUAAUGGUGCCCCAGAAGGCCCUGCUGGGACAGGCAAGACAGAAACAACCAAAGAUCUAGCCAAAGCUAUUGCAGUUCACUGUGUGGUUUUUAAUUGUUCUGAUGGUCUGGAUUAUAUUUCCAUGGGGAAGUUUUUCAAAGGUCUGGCAUCAUCAGGGGCAUGGGCAUGUUUUGAUGAAUUUAACCGGAUUGAACUAGAGGUGCUGUCAGUAAUAGCCCAACAGAUCCUGUGUAUCAUUCAAGCAGUUCAGGCAGGGGUUAAAAUGUUUGUGCUUGAAGGCACUCGGCUGAACCUUAAUCCUGCUUGCUAUAUUUGUAUCACCAUGAACCCAGGUUAUGCAGGGCGAUCAGAGCUACCUGAUAACCUGAAAGUCCUUUUCCGCACUGUUGCUAUGAUGGUACCAGACUAUGCUCUCAUUGGAGAAAUAAUAUUGUAUUCAUAUGGAUUUGUGGAGGCUCGAAGCUUGUCUGUGAAAAUUGUCACCACAUUUCGACUGUGCUCAGAACAGCUAUCAUCUCAAAACCACUACGACUAUGGGAUGAGAGCAGUUAAGACUGUGUUAGCAGCUGCUGGAAGCUUGAAGUUAAAAUUCCCAGAUGAGAAAGAAGAGAUAUUGCUCCUUAGAUCAAUUAUUGAUGUCAAUCUUCCCAAGUUUCUUUCUCAUGAUAUACCUUUGUUUGAGGGCAUCAUCUCUGACUUAUUUCCUGGUGUCAUACUCCCUGUGCCUAAUUAUGAUGUAUUUCUUAAUGCUGCAAGAGAGGCAUGCAAGGCAAAGGCUCUACAACCUGUAGAUUCAUUUUUGAUAAAAGUAAUUCAAACAUAUGAGAUGAUGAUUGUACACCAUGGAUUUAUGUUGGUAGGGGAACCAUUUGGAGGAAAGACUUGCACCCUCAAGAUUUUAGCUGACACCUUAAGUAUAAUGGAGAAACAAGACCAUAAUGAAAACAGAGUUAGGUUCCAAUUUAUUAACCCCAAAGCUGUUACAAUGGGCCAGUUAUAUGGACAGUUUGAUCCAGUGUCAUUUGAAUGGACUGAUGGAAUUGUUGCUACAGUCUUCAGGAAAUAUUCAACCGAUGAAACUCCUGACAGAAAGUGGGUAAUUUUUGAUGGGCCUGUUGAUGCUGUUUGGAUAGAAAAUAUGAAUACAGUUUUGGAUGACAACAAGAAGCUUUGCCUUACUUCUGGAGAAGUUAUUGCUCACACUUCUCAGAUGUCCAUGAUAUUUGAAGUAAUGGAUCUGUCUCAGGCUUCACCAGCAACUGUUUCUCGUUGUGGCAUGAUCUACAUGGAACCAUCAGCUUUAAGCUGGGAACCUUUGACUGUCUCCUGGAUUCAACAAGGAAAUCCUCAGUGGGUAGAAGGAAAUGAACAAAUUCUGCAAGACUUGCUUCAUUGGUUUGUCCCACCUUGUCUGCUUUUCAUAAAGAAACAUGCAGUUCAGUUGGUUACUGCUGGAGUUACAAAUCUGGUGGUAUCUACUAUGUCAUUAGCAAGAAUGCAACUUGAAGAUGCUAUACAUGCAAAUGAAGAUGCUAAACAUCUUACUGUCUGGAUUCAGGCAGCAUUUAUAUUUGCUGGUAUAUGGGGCAUUGGAGGUAUCCUAGACACAGACAGUAAAAUUCAGUACGAUGAAUUCUAUAAGACUUUGUGGAAAGGUCAUAAUAAAGAUUAUCCAAUUCCAGAAAGUCUUGAAAAGAUGGAUGUUUCAAUACCUGUGGAGGGAACUUUGUAUGACUAUACCUAUAAUUUUAAACAGAAAGGGAACUGGAAAUAUUGGCCAGAUGUACUGAAGUCUAUGCAUGCUAUAGAGACUAUUAACAUCCAACAGAUGCUAAUUCCAACUACUGAAUCAGUGAGAUAUCAGUAUCUGAUGGAGCUGCACAUACAUCACAAUGUUCCUAUGCUGCUAGUUGGUGACACAGGUACAGGCAAGAGUUUCUAUGUGUGGAACAUGUUGAUGAAUCAGUUAUCAGAACAAGACUAUGUCCCAGCAUUCAUCACCUUCACUGCCCAGACAACAGCAAAUCAAACACAGGAACUUGUCAUCUCAAAAUUGCAUAAACGGAGGAAGGGUUUGUAUGGGCCCCCAAAGAACACCAGAUGUGUUAUAUUUGUGGAUGAUAUGAACAUGCCAGCAAGGGAGAUAUAUGGAGCACAACCACCAAUAGAGCUGCUUAGACAAUACUUUGACCAUGGCCAGUGGUAUGACUUGAAAGACACAACAGAGAUAUACCUCCUGGAUGUUAUGAUGUUGGCUGCAAUGGGCAUUCCUGGUGGGAGUCGACAGGAAGUGUAUCAGCGCUUCUUGCGCCACUUUAGUAUUUAUUCUACCAACCCAUUCACAGAAGAUAGCAUGACCAAGAUAUUUACAAAUGUUCUCAGCACUAGUCUCAGAAGAAAUGGAUUUGCAAUGGAUGUUAUAUCUUCAGUGUCAUGCAUAGUAAGUGCCACAUUGGAUAUAUACAAAGCAGCAAUUCGUGAUCUGCUUCCAACUCCAGCCAAGUCCCACUACAUAUUCAACGUGAGAGACUUUUCCAGGGUCAUACAAGGAUGUGCUCUUCUUAAGAAAGAGAGUGCUGAUAGUAGGAAUGUGUUCAUCAAACUCUGGGUCCAUGAGGCAGUAAGAGUGUUUUAUGACCGCCUAACAGAUAACAAAGAUAGGCACUGGUUUUACAAUAGACUGCGUCACUGUGUCCGAGAAAAUUUCAAGGAAAACUUUGAUCUGUCACUAGAUACACUUCCCAUGGAGAGUGGUAUGGUAACUGAAGAGUCUCUCAGAUCUCUAAUGUUUGGAAACUUCAUGGAUGUGGAUGCUACAGAUGAAGAAAAGAAAUAUGAAGAAAUACCGUCCCUUGAAGCAUUCAAAAAUGUUGCAGAGGAAGCUCUGGAAGAAUAUAAUGCAACCCAUAAGACAAAAAUGGAUAUUGUUCUGUUUAGGUACUCAUUGGAACAUCUGUCGCGUAUCUGUCGCAUCCUCAGCAUGCCCUGUGGUUCUGGCUUGCUUGCUGGUGUGGGGGGCUCAGGAAGGCAGUCCCUUACAAAACUUGCUUCAGUCAUUCAUGGAAAUACUUUCUUCCAGCCAGAAAUAUCUAAAGCAUAUGGAGUUAAUGAAUGGAGGGCUGACCUGAAGAAAGUACUCAAAGAGGCUGGUGGCUAUGGGAAAGAAACAACGUUUCUGUUCAGUGAAGGCCAGAUAAAGGAGGAAGUGUUUUUGCAGGACAUAGACUCACUACUGAAUUCAGGCGAAGUUCCAAAUUUAUAUGCCGUGGAUGAGCAGCAGGAAAUUUUGGAACUAGUGAGGUUAGCUGCUCAAGGAGGUAACAGAAAUCUGGACAUUAGUGCACUAGCAGUUUUCUCAUUCUUUAUCAACCGUUGCAAACAAAAGCUGCACAUCAUGUUGUGCUUUAGCCCUAUUGGUGCAUCAUUUCGCAGCUGGUUACGAUUGUAUCCAUCAUUAGUUAACUGCUGCACCAUUGAUUGGUUCAUGACUUGGCCUGAAGAAGCAUUAGAGAUGGUUGCACAAAGAUACAUGACUAAUGUCAAUGUCAGUGACGAUAUUAAGAAAGCAGCUGUAAUAGCAUGCAAAUAUUUUCAUGUCAGUGCAAGGCAUGUUUCUGAUGCCUUCUUAACACAAGAAGGCAGAAAGACGUAUGUUACUUCAGCAGCAUACCUGGAGCUCAUUCGAUCAUUCACAGAUUUGACCAAUGCAAAACAAGAAGAAAUAAUGAAAGCUAAACUGAGAUAUAUGUGCGGACUGGAUAAGUUACUCUUUGCAGCUGAACAAGUUGCAGCAAUGCAGAAGGAACUGUCAGAGUUGAAGCCUCAGCUAGUUCUGGCAGCUGAUAGGGGCCGGGAUAUGAUGAGAGAGAUUGAAAAGGAGACAGUCAAAGUUGGGGCUGCUUCUUCUCAAGUUCGAUCAGAUGAGAAAAUUGCCAACUUGCAGGCAGCUGCAGCUCAAGAUCUGAAGAGUGAAUGUGAAGCUGAUUUGGCUCAAGCAAUACCUAUAUUGGAAGAUGCAAUUGCUGCACUUAACACAUUGAAACCGACGGAUAUCACAUUGGUGAAAUCCAUGAAGAAUCCUCCUGAUGCAAUCAAGCUGGUAAUGGCAGCAGUUUGUGUGAUGAAAGAUGUGAAGCCAGAUAGAAUUAAUGAUCCUACUACAGGCAGAAUGAUAAAUGAUUACUGGGGACCUAGUAAACGAGUGCUAGGAGAUAUGUAUUUUCUCCAGUAUUUGAAGGAUUUUGAUAAAGAUAAUAUUCCUCCUGCCAUAAUGAAGAAAGUCAGAACUGAAUACCUUCCAAACAAGGACUUCAAACCUAGUGUUGUGGCCAAGGCUUCUAGUGCUGCUGAAGGUCUGUGUAAGUGGGUGAUUGCCAUGGACAUGUAUGAUAGAGUAGCAAAGGAAGUUGCCCCAAAGAAGGCAAAACUGGAGAUAGCAGAGGCAGAGUACAAUGAUACAAUGGCCUUAUUGGAGGAAAAAAGGUCCCAACUUCAGACACUUGAGGCACAGUUAGCUGAAUUGCAUCAGAAACUAAGAGAAGCAAAUGAACGGAAGAAAGCGCUUGAAGAUGAUGUUAUUCUUUGUACAAACAAACUGAUGCGAGCAGAGAAGUUAAUUGGAGGUCUUGGGGGCGAGAAGACUCGCUGGUCAGCUGCUGCCAGUGCAUUGCAAGAAGACUAUGACUCACUUGCAGGAGAUAUACUGAUUUGCUGUGGUAUAAUUGGUUACUUAUCCCCACUCACCAGUUCAUACAGGAAUGAAUGUGUAGAAGAUUGGCACAACUAUAUAAUUGAGUUGAAUAUUCCCUGCUCACCACAAUUUAGUUUCCAGAAGGUCCUAGGCUCAGACAUCAAGAUUCAGAACUGGAAUAUUGCAGGACUACCAAGAGAUUCAUUUUCAAUUGAAAAUGCAGUUAUUGUUGAUGUGUCUAGAAGAUAUUCACUACUUGUAGAUCCUCAGGGGCAAGCUAACAGGUGGAUAAGAACUAUGGAGAAAAUACAUGAUUUGCACAUUAUUAAAUUCUCUGACCGUAAUUACAUGAAGGUUAUUGAAAGUGCCAUUGAGUUAGGCAAGCCUGUGCUCCUGGAAAAUGUGGGUGAGGAGUUUGAAGCACCACUGGAGCCACUGCUUAAGAAACAAAUAUAUCAUCAAGGUGACAAGAGUUACAUCAGUCUAGGUGAAACUGUGUUGGAGUACAGUGACCAAUUUCGCUUCUAUCUUACUUCAAAACUGAGAAAUCCUCAUUUCUUGCCAGAAAUUUUCAACAUUGUAACAGUUGUAAAUUUUGCACUGACUCUGGAAGGACUGGAAGAUCAACUACUUGGAAUUGUGGUGGCCAAAGAAAGACCUGACCUUGAAGACAAACGACAGACCCUUAUUGUUCAAAGUGCUGCUAACAAGAAAGCACUGAAGGAAGUUGAAGAUAGCAUAUUGGUAACUUUGUCUCAAACAAAGGGCAAUAUUUUGGAAGAUGAAUCUGCUAUUGAAGUUUUGGAUUCAUCAAAGAUAUUGGCUCAAGAUAUCACAAGGAAGGAGUCAUCAGCUAAGGAAACUGCAGUGAAAAUAGAGGCUUUUCGUCAUAGCUACAGGCCUAUUGCCCAUCAUUCCUCCGUUCUGUAUUACUGCAUUACUGAUCUCCCAAAUGUGGAUCCCAUGUACCAGUACUCAUUAGGAUGGUUUAUUCAUUUGUACAUUAUUUCAAUUGAAGGAAGUAACAAAUCAAAGCAGGUGGAGAGACGUUUGGAUUUUCUACGUGAUGCUUUCACAUAUAAUCUGUAUUCUAAUGUGUGCCGCUCUUUGUUUGAGAAACACAAGUUACUGUUUUCAUUCAUCUUAUGCACAAACAUCAUGAUCUCUGCAGGAAAAUUGGACAAAGAUGAAUUCAUGUUCUUCCUAACUGGGGGAGUUCAUUUACAGAAUGAUAUUCCAAACCCUGAUCCCAGUUGGGUGGCUGAAAAGACAUGGGAUGAAAUCUGUCAUCUAGAUAGCCUUCCUUCAUUUUCAGGCUUCCUUGACAACUUCAUUAGUUCUGUAAAUCUGUGGCAGCAGUACUAUGACAGCCCAGAUAUUGAGAAUGCGGUAUUACCACAUCCAUGGAAUAAAUGUCUCUCAGCUUUUCAAGAACUAAUAAUCGUUAGAGUUUUCCGUCCAGAUAAGUUAAUCAUGUGCAUUACAAAGUUCAUUGAGAAAGAAAUGGGUCCAAAGUUUGUGAAUCCACCAGCUUUUGAUAUUACCAAAUCCUAUGAUGAUUCAAAUUGUCUGUGCCCUCUGAUAUUCAUACUGUCUCCCGGAGCAGAUCCCAUGGCUGCCUUGAUGAUAUUUGCAAAGAAGAUGGGAUAUUCUGGAAACUUCCAGUACAUAUCCCUAGGACAAGGGCAGGGACCAAUUGCACAAGCACUGAUUGAACAAGCUCAAAGAGAGGGACAGUGGGUGUGUUUACAAAACUGUCAUCUUGCUGUAUCAUGGCUGCCUACGCUGGAAAAUAUUUGGGAAAAUAUGGACACAAUAAAUACUAACAUCAACUUCAGAUUGUGGCUUACAAGCUAUCCAUCUGACAAGUUCCCAAGUUCAAUUCUACAGUUUGGAGUAAAAAUGACAAAUGAACCUCCUACAGGGCUGAAGCAAAAUCUUCUGCGCUCAUAUCUCUCAGAUCCUGUCCAGGAACCUGAAUUCUUUUAUGGCUGCCAGGGCAAGGAGAGGACAUUUACAAGACUCCUUUAUGCUCUCUGCUUCUUCCAUGCAGCAGUUCAAGAAAGGAGAAAGUUUGGUUCUGUUGGUUGGAAUAUACCAUAUGGUUUCAAUGAAUCAGACUUUCAUAUUUCUGUCAAGCAGUUACAGAUGUUUGUCAAUGAGCAACAAUAUGUUCCAUUUGAAGCCAUCACAUAUCUUGUUGGGGAAUGUAAUUAUGGUGGUCGUGUGACUGAUGAUUGGGAUCGAAGAGCUCUCAAUACUAUACUUGCUGAUUUUAUCAAUGAAGAAGUUAUUACUGAUGACAGUUAUGCAUUUUCCACCGCAGGAAAACAGUAUGGUCUUCCUACUCAGUAUGAGUAUAGACAUUAUGUCCAGUACAUAAAGGAAUUACCAACAGUUCCUACUCCAGAAGUAUUUGGAUUGCAUAUGAAUGCAGGGAUUACAAGAGAUCUCCAGUAUACGAAGCAGUUUCUUGAUUCAGUUUUGUUUGUGCAUGGAGAAGGAAUUGCUUCCCAAGGGGAAGCAAGAAAAUCAGAAGCAAGUCUAAGAGAAAUGAUAGAAGACAUUCUAUGCAGACUUCCAGUCACUUUUGAUAUAGAAAUGGUAAUGGAGAAAUUUCCAGUGUCAUAUGCAGAAUCAAUGAACACAGUAUUAGUUCAAGAAAUGGAGCGAUUUAACGAACUGUUAAACACAAUGCACAGUGACAUGAAGACACUUCUGAAAGCUAUAAAAGGUUUAGUAAUAAUGUCACCAGCACUAGAAGCAAUCAGCAGCUCUCUUGUGGUUGGUAAAGUGCCAACAUCAUGGUCAAAGGUUUCAUACCCAAGCCUGAAACCACUGGCUAGUUACAUGACAGACUUCUUGGAGAGAAUUAAGUUUUUGGAGGUAUGGGCAAUUCAAGGAAAGCCACAUUGUUUCUGGCUGUCAGGAUUUUUUUUCACUCAGGCUUUUCUCACAGGAGCAAUGCAGAAUUAUGCUAGAAAGUAUACAAUACCCAUUGAUCAUCUUAAAUUUAAUUUCAAAAUCCUGUCUGUCGAUUCAGUAGAGUGUUCACCUGAGGAUGGAGUUUAUGUUAAUGGCUUAUUUCUUGAUGGUGCUCAGUGGGACAGAAAUGUGUCAUGUUUGUGUGAAUCUCUCCCCAAAGUUCUCUGGGAUGUGAUGCCAGUCAUUUGGAUUAUACCUACAGACAAAUCUCUUCUGAAAGUUGGCAGCCGUUAUGUCUGCCCAUUGUAUAAGACAUCAGAACGCCAUGGGAUUCUCUCUACCACUGGCCAUUCCACUAAUUAUGUUUUGCCCAUACUCAUGAACACAAGGGAACUUCCUUCACACUGGAUAAAACGUGGAGUUGCACUGCUAUGUCAGCUGGAUGACUAACCAAAGGGAUCUUGAAACAGCAACCCAGCCCAUGAGAUUUCUGGCUGCUUCUCACAUAUUAACAAGCUUGUUUCAGUUAAAAGAACUUAUUAUAUUUCUUUCCCUGACUUCUGAUGUUAUUCUUGUGAUAUGUAAUGUAGUUUACAAUUUGACAUGACUAGUCACUUACAUGAAGUGAUAAUUUAUGUCAUGCUUUAAGAAAUAUUACUUGCAAGUGAAAACUUUGAUAUAUCUGUAUCCUGAAGUUCCAUGUUUUAAAUAACGUAUGUGUCAUCAUUAUUGUUAGGCAUAUUGUUCUAAUAUUUUGAAAUGUUCUUUCCGAAAUUAGACUUCUAUAACUAUCGUUCAUAUUCAUGUUUCUGUUUCAAAAAUAUUUUAUGUACACGUAUUUAAAAAGUUUUUCUAUGUGUAAUUUAUUGAUUUACUUGUGCUUCUAUUUCAAGAUUUGUUAUGUGUUUGAGACAAUAUGUUUAGUGUGAUGAGAGUUUUCAGUGUUAAAACCGUUUGAAGUUGAAUACAAGGUUUUUCUUAUAUACUCAUAUUAAAGUUAUCACAACAAUAUUCAUUAAAGGAGACUCACUUAUGCAUUUAGUGUAUCUUAAUCAUCUUAACUCAUCACAUAAUUCUGUUUUCACUGCCACUAUCUGCAUCUAACAUAUGAUAAAUUCCUGAACUUAACUUUUUGCCCCAGUGACAUCAUGGAGGGACAGGUUCAAGCUCUUCAGUGCUAAUAUCCGAUGGAAUACCUCUGAUGAUUCUCUUUUCAACUAUCACUCUGGCUGGAAUACAUAAACACUUCUAAUUUGUGUUCCUUAAUCCCUAUACAAUCUACCAGACUGUUUGCCAUGUUUCAUGAGGUGAGUAUGAGUAUGAGGGGUGAGCCAUAAAACUGGCCCUUGCACUGCGACUUUCAAUGAUCUAUUGUGCUUCCCCUUUGGUACAUGAGGUGAAGAGCGGUGUCAAGCGUCAUCUGAAGUCCUGGAAAAUUCUUCAAUAGUCAAUACCUAAUUUUUUCAACAUCCUCCUGAUGUCCACUACACUAACUUUGCUCUUAGGGUCAGAACCAUCAGGGCAAAUGGGCACUUUGAACACUCCCAUGUUGGGUUCAUUGACUUGUAAACCAGCCGUUGGCUUUGAUUUUGGUCUGAGAUUGCUUCACUCAGGAUUUUCCUAUUCUUGUCUUCUAGGAUCCCCUUGUUCUGGGUGGGAGCACCCUCCCCUCUUUCCAGGUCAGUCUCUACUUCCUCUUCCAUGUCCUCCAAAUCUUUGUUCACUUCUAGCUUGUCUUGUUUGGUAAGCAUCAUCUUUGCCUUCUUUUGAAGUUUUCCUUCCUAUGGUUUUUGGCUUACUCUCUUCUGGAUGCCACUACAGGUCUGGUUUGUUAGUUUUUUCCCCACUCGUCUUUUCUUGAUAUUCUCUGAAACUGAAUUUCCACUCUCCACAUCUAAGGGCUUCAGUAUAUUUCUUAAUAAUGUUUUCUUCCUCCUCCUUGGAGGAGGGUGACAGGGCCCCUUUAUAGUUUACCUCUUCCUCCAAGAUGACGUUACAGUUCACUGUGGCACUAGAGUUGUUCCCCACUCGAGUCAAACACUUACAUAAGGUUAGUGUACAAUCAGAAUAGUUCGCAUGACUUCGUAUCUAGGCCCGGGGGCCUCUGAUGGGAGUCUCAUUGAUUUUAUAUUGAAUUAGCAAAAUUAAAGUACUAACUAAAGUAUUAAUCUUAACAGCAGCAGCAACAGUA
Messenger RNA from Cryptotermes secundus, 12361 nucleotides. It is a transcript of the gene Dhc62B, whose product is annotated as dynein heavy chain 7, axonemal. Gene Ontology annotation, cellular component: dynein complex. Gene Ontology annotation, molecular function: minus-end-directed microtubule motor activity; ATP binding; dynein intermediate chain binding. Gene Ontology annotation, biological process: microtubule-based movement. Bases 55 to 10620 code for a protein of 3521 amino acids. The transcript has 57 exons. The record is from RefSeq and is a predicted model, not a curated record. NCBI's taxonomy places the organism in Eukaryota, Metazoa, Arthropoda, Insecta, Blattodea, Kalotermitidae.